Molecule: messenger RNA, 2251 nt
Organism: Pungitius pungitius (ninespine stickleback)
Lineage: Eukaryota; Metazoa; Chordata; Actinopteri; Perciformes; Gasterosteidae
Gene: tgif1
Product: TGFB-induced factor homeobox 1
Exons: 4
Coding region: 375-1283 (302 amino acids)
Biological process (GO): negative regulation of transcription by RNA polymerase II
Molecular function (GO): DNA-binding transcription repressor activity, RNA polymerase II-specific; RNA polymerase II cis-regulatory region sequence-specific DNA binding
Source: RefSeq, a predicted model, not a curated record
GGAGGAGGAGGGGGGUCUGCAGCAAUAACGGCUUAGCUACACUAUAUCCAUGUCAGUGGAACAAGCCAUGCUGAUGUCAGAGCUUUUCCCCUGCGCGGUGGGAGGAUCUCCGUGCGUUGAGUCACGCAGCUGUCAAAGAUAGCUGUCACCCAGCUUCAGGAUCAAACACGCACUCAAUGAGAAAAGGGGCUUUGAGCCGAAGGGACGCGCAGAGAUCUCAGAAAGGGGAAGAAGCGAGUUUUGAUGAAUAAGGAUUUUCGGAUAUUCGGAUACACGCUGGGGACAUCUGGAGAAAAGAGGAGACACACCGCGCUGACACAAAGAGCGUUUUCUUCUGCGCUUGACGAGGGAAAAGUGGGCAUCCGCGGGGGAAAAUGAAGACGAAAAAGGGUAUGAUGAUGGUGAUGCUGUCGGGGAGCGAGACGACGGACGACGAGGACAGCGUGGACGCCCCCCUGGACCUGUCGUCCGGCUCGGGGAGCAACGGCAAGAGGAAGCGGCGGGGGAACCUGCCCAAGGAGUCGGUCCAGAUCCUGAGGGACUGGCUGUACGAGCACCGCUACAACGCUUACCCGUCCGAGCAGGAGAAAGCCCUCUUGUCCAAGCAGACGCAGCUCUCCACGCUACAGGUGUGCAACUGGUUCAUCAACGCCCGGCGGCGACUUCUCCCGGAGAUGCUGCGAAAGGACGGCAAGGACCCCAACCAGUUCACCAUAUCCCGCAAGGGCAGCAAAGCGGGGGACAGCUUCUCCGACAGCUCCCAGUCCCCGAAGCCCGGCAGCCCCGCCGGCGGCGCCGAGGAGAGCUACGACCGGCGCGCCCUCCACCCGUCCAGCUUCGAGCCCGCUGUGCCGAGGAAGGCCGAGUCCCCCUCGCCGACCUCGCCCGCCUCCCUGGGGCCCGUGCCCACCCGCCCCUCCGUCAUCUGUCACACCACUGUCACUGCCGCGGCGAUGCAGGGGGCCCCGACAGCCUCCCGCCCCUGCGCGCCCGGAGUGAACUGCGACAGGGCCGCCGAGCGGUCGCAGGGGCAGCUGCAGGUGCAGGCGCUGCUCAGGUGCCAGGAGGAAGGGCGGGGCGGCAAGCCGCUCCACACCGCCACCGCCACAACCACCCUCGGCGGCGUGGAGGGCAACCUGAGCCCCCGCAGCGGGCUCUUCAACACCCCUCCCCCAACCCCUCCGGACCUCACGCAAGACUUCAGCGGCUUCCAGCUCCUGGUGGACGUGGCCCUCAAGCAGGCCGCAGAGAUGGAGCUGCGGGCCAAACAGCUGGUCUCCUAAGGAAGAAGUCGAAGAGGGAUCAGAGACUGACUUUGUGUCUCGGCGGCGGGACUCCUCGGGGGAGGGGAGAGGGGGGGGGUUCAGUGGCUCGUCUGAACAAAUCCACAGGAAAGCCUGAACAUUUCUAUUUUUGGUAUACCAAUCAAAUUGAUGAGGACAUUUUUUUUAUUGAAAACAAAGACUGUAUCGAGGUGCCUUGGCUGUAAGUUGUCUAUCCGUUUCACAUACAUGCGUAUGUAUCCACAUGUGUAUCUUAUUUGCACACAGGGACCAAAAAUGUUAUUUGAGAAAUGCUGCCUGUCUUGUGUCUUUCCGUCGUACCGCGUCUCGUUUCAGAGAGCUGGAGUCAGCUCCCCCUCACAGACCACGCACGUUUACUCUUUCGCAGAUCCACAGAUCAGCUCAUGAUUAGUCUGCCACGUUUGUUUUGCACACUAAAGGCAGAGGAAGGUCAUCUCAGUGUCUUAAACAUACUUUGCUCUCAGCAUCUAUGACAAACUUAUUCACUACUGUAGUAAAUGUUUUCAUGUAAGUGUUUUCAUGAGUAUGUAUAAGUGUAGUCUUGGUUUUGUAAUUUACUUUUAGCUAUUUUAAAAGGAAAAAACCCCUAUGCUUUUUUGUUUUUUUUACUUUUUGUUUUGUUUUUUUUCCCCACCAAGGGAUCUUUCAUAUGACCAAUGUAGCGGGUUCUUAGUCUGAGCCUUCGACCCAUCACUCAGCGGAAAAAACAACGACGGCCAGUGGACUGAAAAAUUAAACACUACAGAUGUCUUUUCUGCAUUUGCUGUUUUACAACCUGACUAAGACAGUCAUUUUGAAAUCACCAAAAAAGCAUUUUCAUGUAUAAUAGGACCAUGUGUAUAGUUAAUGUGACGCGAUGCCCAAUGAUGUGAUUUCUCUUCAUACUGUGCAAUGUUUGUGGCGAAUAGGGGUCACAUGGGAUUAAAAUAAAGUUUUGUUUUUCUACA